Monoraphidium neglectum is the source of this 357-nucleotide messenger RNA. Its product is annotated as activator and specificity factor for anaphase promoting complex. The record is from RefSeq and is a predicted model, not a curated record. NCBI's taxonomy places the organism in Eukaryota, Viridiplantae, Chlorophyta, Chlorophyceae, Sphaeropleales, Selenastraceae. The transcript is spliced from 3 exons. Bases 1 to 357 code for a protein of 118 amino acids.
AUGGCGACCUCGGAAGUCAAUAAGAGCGCGGCUGAGCGGGAGGACCUCAACCCGGCCUACAACAUUCUGCUGCGGUCCGAGCUGCUGGGCUGCCAGUGCCCCUCCCCCAUAUCCCCAGACAAGGCCGCGCAGCUGGACCAGCUCAGGGGCACGGGCAGCCCCGGCAAGCGCAUGCUGCGGUUCAAGUGCGGCGACGCGGCCAGCCCCGUGGCGGGCCCGGCGCCCCAGAGCCCCUACUUCACGUCUCCCGUCGGCGCGGCGGACGCGCUCGGCGCGCCGGUGAUGAGCCCGCGGCGGCCGCCCCGCAAAAUCCCCCGCGCCCCCUUCAAGGUGCGGCAUCGGUCCGCCAAUGGCUAG